Messenger RNA from Labrus mixtus (cuckoo wrasse), 2609 nucleotides. It is a transcript of the gene kctd4, whose product is annotated as potassium channel tetramerization domain containing 4. Gene Ontology annotation, biological process: protein homooligomerization. The transcript has a single exon. Lineage: Eukaryota; Metazoa; Chordata; Actinopteri; Labriformes; Labridae. The record is from RefSeq and is a predicted model, not a curated record. Gene Ontology annotation, molecular function: protein binding. The coding region runs from base 294 to 1070 and encodes 258 amino acids.
AGCGUAAGGGAGGGAGGAGACAGAGCUCGCGGUACAGAGAGCCAGUCUGUUUUCAGCUCCCAGUUCACUGUUGCUGCUCUGCCAGACAGCAUUCAGCCAUUCACCAUCACACGCUCUAUCAACACAUUCACUCUCACUUCACGACAGCUGACAACACCUUUUCGUUUUCUCUGCGGCACCACAGACUCCCGAGCCAGAUCAACCCCCGAGAAGAGAAAGACGGACUCGAGUUGAACCAGUUACCACGCCAGCUCAGAAGAGGCUGGGUCGAGGCUGGAGAGAGUGACUGGAGCAUGGAAUGGAACCUCAGAAGGAUGGAAAGUGAAUUGAGGCACAUCAACCCUGACCUGCUGCAGCCCAGCAAGAGCUUCAAGAAACCCUCCUCAGGCACCAUCACCUUAAACGUUGGGGGGUUCCUGUACACAGCCCACCGGACCACCCUUGCCAAGCACCAAGGUUCUUUCCUAGAAGAACUGGCCAAUGGUAAGAAGCCUGUCCAGCACACUGAUUCAAUGGGCAACCCGUUCAUUGACAGAGAUGGUCCAGUUUUUCGCCACGUGCUCAACUACCUAAGAACGGGAGAGCUCCAGCUGCCUGACGACUUCCGGGAGGCAGGGCUCCUGCGCCGAGAGGCUGAUUUCUACCGCCUGAGUGAACUCGUGGAAGCUGUGGUUGAUUGGGAAAGUCAGAGGGCAGCCCAGCGCGAGGCUGCCUUUUUAGAGGUGACGGAUAGCCAUGAAAGGUCGCAAGGGCUCAAGGUGUACUGCAGUGACGCCGCUUUCCUAGACAAGAUCAAAGGGCGGCUUGUGCAAAUCUCCAAAAGCCGCUUGGAUGGAUUCCCAGAAGAAUUUGUGGUGUCGUCCAAUGUGAUCCAGUUUCGACACUUCAUCAAGUCGGAGCCAGGCUCACGUCUCGUGCUGAAGGAGGACAGCACAUUCUUGUGCACGCUUGACUGUCUUAAACUAGAGACAGUCAUGCUAGCACUUAGAUCAGGCUUCAAGCUAGUCACCAGCCUUGACAGCAGCAAAGGUUCUGUGGUGGCAGCGGAGGCCCUGCACUUUGUCAAGUAGAAUUAAACGAAACCGAUGGGGAAGAGAGAAGAGGAGAGAGAAAAAUAAGUUUUCCCUGAUUCUGUAUCCAAGAGUGGUAUUGGCUAGAAGAUGUGCUGAGUGUAUUGUGUCAUUGGGUGAAAGAAGGAAAACAGGUGGGCUGGACUUUCUCAGAGCAUAGUAUUUAUAUCUUUACAGCAAAAUGUUGGCUUUCAAACACAGGACUGGAUAAGAUUUUGGUAACACAGAGUUUCUAUAGCCAUUUGCAAAAUCAGCAGAAUGGCAUUUUGGCAUCACCCUAUACUGCUACUGCUUUGUAAGCUGGUAUCUAUGAAAUUAAUAUUGAUGCAGAGUAACUAUAUGAAAUAUUUGUUGGAUCUGAUCAGGCAUCACACGAUCACUCUAAUAUGGAAGACAAGCCAAGAUUGUAUCCUUCCAUAGAGAAGACAAAAAGGUGAAACUGAGAUUCUGAACGUGGAAAGCUUCAUUAGUGGAUUAGUCUCUGCACAAGAUCUGCUUCUGCUGCUUUGUCAACCACUGAACAAAAAAAAAAAAGCCUGCUAAAGCAGCUGUGGUGUGCACUGUUGUGCCAUUCAGCUUUUACUACAGUCAGUGCCUGUAUGUGUGUGUUUGAGAGUGUGUGUGUGGGUGUGUGUUGCUAUAUACUUUGUGUGCCGUUAUCAGCUGAUUUAAUUGCUUGUGUAGUUUAUAAGCCUCUCUGGAGCCUUAAUGGAAACUUGCAGCUCAUUAACUUGUUAUGAAUGAACAAAACGAACUGACAGACAGAAGCAUCAAAACUGUAUCUCUGUUUGUGUCAUCAAGUGCAAAGACUCGUGAUUAUUGUAAGGGCUUGAAUCUAGCAUGAUGCAUGUGCACUUAAAGACUGUGUGUUUGUUAGUGCCGUGAGCCUCUCUGAAGUCAGUGCCACAACAAUGCCUAUUACUUCAAAUGUAAAUAUAUUUUACAAAUAAAAGUGACACUGAUUGUACUGGUUUAAAGUGUGGUGUGUAAAUGCAAAGUGUAUGUAAGGUUCAUGCCAAAGUCAUUGCUUUGUUGAAGAAGCUUGUGAAAUACUAUGUGUUGACAUGUUUACUGUUUAGAAGACAAUUAGCUAAAUUAAGAUCAUUUAAGCCUGAUCCCUAUAAACUUACAACUUAUACAUAGGUAACUAAAAACUAUAAAGUACAGUCUGGAUCUACCCCAACUGUCAGAUAUAUUGUUGUUAUUUAUGAGAAAUAAAAUGAUCAAUUAAUGAUUGUAAUUAUUAACACAAUCUAGCCUCUUACCGAUUACAUCUUUAUUAUGAUUAAACAAUCUUGAUAUAUGGUUUAUUUCAUCUGUAAUUUGUUGGACUGGUACACUGUAAUCUGAAAAUAGGAGUAACUCUCUACUAUAAUGAUUUUAUUCCUCAGAGGCAGUAUGCAGAGUGGAGGAAGGGAUCUCUCUGGUGGCUUUUAUAGAAUAAAUGAUUGUAAAUGACAUUUCAAAACAGGAUAGAACUUUACAAGAUGUAUUUAUGUAUUCAUGUUGAGUGCAUUAUUAAAUAUUUUGGAAGAUGGA